Messenger RNA from Emericellopsis atlantica, 1296 nucleotides. Its product is annotated as ribosomal protein S5 domain 2-type protein. The transcript is spliced from 2 exons. The record is from RefSeq and is a predicted model, not a curated record. Gene Ontology annotation, biological process: TRAMP-dependent tRNA surveillance pathway; U4 snRNA 3'-end processing; nuclear mRNA surveillance. Gene Ontology annotation, cellular component: nuclear exosome (RNase complex); cytoplasmic exosome (RNase complex). The coding region runs from base 237 to 1253 and encodes 338 amino acids. NCBI's taxonomy places the organism in Eukaryota, Fungi, Ascomycota, Sordariomycetes, Hypocreales, Bionectriaceae.
UCUGCUCCAGGGUAUGGCUUGACGUUACCUUGCCCCACGUUAAAGUUGCCCCACCUUCACCUCAUGCGGUGAAUGCACCUUUCUCGAUGCGACCGACUCACCUCCAAGCUUGCGCUCCAAAAUUUCUUGAUUCAGACUGGACCACAACACUUUGAUACCCUUUGCCUAAACCACCAACAAACCGAAAGCAGGCCCCAGAACGAGAGGCAGGCACUGCUUCUCGACACGACGCCGUCAUGGCAACAUCACAAGUUCUCUUGUCCCCUGCUGAGCUUGCCUACAUUCAUUCUUCGCUAUCCCUGCGUCCACCCAUCCGCAGCGACGGGCGCACGUCAACACAGUUCCGACCGCUCACAGCCGAGACCGGUGUGCUGCCUGGAACGAAUGGCAGUGCGCGUGUCUGUUUCUCCGACGGCACGGAGGCGAUUGUCGGGGUGAAAGCAGAGAUUGAGCGCACGCGUGCCGACAAUGAGCAAGAGGAUCAAGAGGAUGGUGCCGCACAACGGCAAGUCCGGGGCGAUUGGGUCGAGAUUGCGGUCGAGAUCCCCGGCUUGAGGGACGACGAUGCUAGUACGGUCUUUUUGGGCGAGAUGCUACGGGAGGCACUUCUUGGAGACGGAGAUUUCGCCAGAAAACUCUGGAUCAACCGACGGUUUCACUGGCGUUUAUACCUUGAUAUUCUGCUCAUAUCGCCUCCUCUGUCAUACCCCCUCCCGCUGCUCUCGUUAACUACACACCUCGCCCUGCUCGCUACGCGCCUGCCACGAUUAAAAUCCGAAGGCGACGAGGACCCCAUGUUCGACGACGACUGGCAGGCUUCCCAGUUCCUCUACUCGCAGAGUGAAAGCGCACGACCACCCAUCACACUCCUAGUGGUCGCGAUCGGGGGCAAUGUCAUUUUCGACCCUUCAAAGGAGGAGCUGGCCGUGGCCGAGUCGGCACUCGCAGUGUCAGUGGCCGCGGCAGCAUCAGAGAAGGCAGCACAGGACCAGAGACGCAAAUUGAAGCUCGUGUCAGUCAGGAUGGUGGAUCCGCCGUCAAGACUGACACCACCCGGCAUACCCAACGGCACGAGUUCGGGCACCGGGGCCGCGCCGGCAGGGAAGGAGGGCGAGUCUGUUGAAGGCGUGUGGAAGGCACCGGUGGGCGGCACAAAGUUCGCCAUACUGGACGGGAUAAUACAGGCGGUCUUGGAGAAGGGCGGGGUCGCCGACGAGGUGCUGGAUGGUCUGAAGGACGUCGAGUUGGCGUAAUAGUGUGAGAAUGAUUCAUGAGCACGACGACGAACAUGGUACA